CUGAAUAAAGUCGAUAUAUGACGAUCAUCACUAUAAACAUUUACAAGCCGGGCCACGUAUUUGUCAGAUCUCUAAACGAAUAUAAUUCCACCUUUUUGAUAAUAAAAAUAUACAAACAGAGACAACAUGGAAAGUAUGCAACGGUAUGUUUCACCCGUAAAUCCAGCUGUAUUUCCACACCUAGCUACGGUAUUGCUGACAAUUGGUACUUUUUUCACCGCCUGGUUUUUCGUAUUUGUGGUAUCACGACCAAAGAAUUCUAAGGAGCGUACUCUGUUUAAAGAGCUUUCAAUUAGUCUCUGCGCUUCAAUAUUUCUAGGUUUCGGAGUAGUUUUUCUAAUGCUGUCAGUGGGUAUAUACAUAUAAAUUGUUUUGCGAUUGGUAAAUUGUAUUUUUAAGACUACCGGAGUUUUUUAAUAAAAACAAAAAUAUUGCUCUUUGUGUAACCAAAA
Molecule: messenger RNA, 452 nt
Organism: Bactrocera neohumeralis
Lineage: Eukaryota; Metazoa; Arthropoda; Insecta; Diptera; Tephritidae
Gene: kud
Product: transmembrane protein 258
Exons: 2
Coding region: 127-366 (79 amino acids)
Biological process (GO): protein N-linked glycosylation
Cellular component (GO): membrane-bounded organelle
Source: RefSeq, a predicted model, not a curated record